Molecule: messenger RNA, 2724 nt
Organism: Scomber scombrus (Atlantic mackerel)
Lineage: Eukaryota; Metazoa; Chordata; Actinopteri; Scombriformes; Scombridae
Gene: c13h2orf69
Product: chromosome 13 C2orf69 homolog
Exons: 3
Coding region: 382-1365 (327 amino acids)
Cellular component (GO): mitochondrion
Source: RefSeq, a predicted model, not a curated record
GCGCCUCUUGGUGGACAAAAAACACCAAAAAUGUCUGAAUAAAAUACGACUGAUAAAGAUUUUUUGCAAAAAACAGCUGCAAUGUGACGCAGUCGGUUAGAAGACGUCGUAAAACGAUAAGUAUACCGGUUAAAUUGAGCAUUUUAAAGCUCUUUCCCGGCGCUGCGUAGACGUUAAUGUGAUGCAGCAGUUAGCUCAGUAGCUGUGGUGCGUUCAGGGAACAAAACGUCAAAUCAGCUUCCUAUUAAGCUCCGUAGCAGUGGUGCGUUCAGGGACGAAAACAUCAAAUCAUUUUCUUAUUUUAGAGUCGAUGAUAGCCACCAGAGCACUCAAACACAAACACUGGGCUUUUAUCUCAUAGCUGUGUCCCAAAAAAAAGUGAUGACCACCGUGGCAGCGACAACAUCCUCCAACCCCCGGGGGUUGCAUGCAUCAGCCAGCCGGGCUGCAGCUCCUGGGAGCCCGCAGCGGAGGCUCCAGAGGCUGACGGCGGUGCCCGGAUCCAGCCCGCGCCGAGUCAACGACCUGCUGCUGCUCCUCCUGCCCGACAAAGCAUCACCAUCAGCGGGCUACGGAGCUCCAGAUUCACCGGGCAACUGCAGCAGGAAUAACAGGCAUGCUGUGUUUUUCCACGGGGACAUACAGAACUUCCAGGAGGAGAUGUCCGUGCAGCCGGAGGGGUCUCAGUGGCUCAGCUGGAGUCUGGAGCAGGUUGCCUUGACGCUGGGUCAACGUUUCCCCGACCAUCACGUGUGGGUGGUCCGAGCCUCCAGAAUGUACCUGCACAAGUUCAGCUGCUAUCACAACUUUGUGGAGAGCAACAUGUUCGGAGCGCCGGAGCACUCCACCUCGUACUCAAAGGACUACGGAGCGUUUCAUCACCUCAGGUCUCUGCUGAGUCACGCUAUGGAGCGAGCAAACCUCCCGAACCCCCUCCAACCUCACGGUGGCGCCGACAGCGUCCCGUCAGGCUUUUCUCUGACGCUGGUGGGCUUCAGCAAAGGCUGCGUGGUUCUGAACCAGAUGGUGUACGAGCUGGCGGGGGCGCGCUCCGACCCCCAGAUGUCCCACUUCGUGAAGAGCAUCUCGGACAUGUUCUGGCUGGACGGGGGUCACCCGGGCGGCAGCGAGACCUGGGUGACGGACAAGCAGGUGCUGAAGGAGCUGGCGGAGAGCGGGGUGACGGUGCACGCCCACGUCACUCCCUACGAGGUGCGCGACCCCAUGCGGGCGUGGGUGGGGCGCGAGCACGGACACUUCGUCAAGACCCUGGAGGAGUUUGGGGCGUCUCCGCACCAGCAGAUGCACUUCGAGGACGAGCCGGCGUCCAUCGAGAACCACUUCAGGGUCAUCCAGGAGUUUUGAGCAUCGAGCACUUUUGGAAACACGACACGCAACAAAAAACACGCCCGAGCUGAGCCGAGCUGAGCUGAGCCGAGCCGAGCUGAGCUGAGCCGAACGCUUCUGAUAAUUAACGAAGAAGAGAAAACAUUGAGUGUCUUAUCGCUGGUCUUACCUCAUGUUUGUGAUUUUUAAGGGCUGAGAAUAUUUAGAGCAGCUGCUGCGCUUAACUUUACUUUCUUUAUUUCUGCUGCAAAACAAACUUUAUAUCCGAGUCUGAAUGAUCCCAGAAGUCCUCCGAAGGCUCCGAGGAUGGAAAAACACAGGUAUACGAAACACGGGUGAUGGUGAUGAUGGUUUAAAACAUCCGCUGUCGUCUUUGUUUAAGCUAAAAAUGUAACUUUUUACAUUUAAUUCUGCCUCAAAACCUUUUUUUUUAUUUUUUAUUUGAGCUCCAGAUUGUGAUUUAAUUCAAUUUAUUUAUAAUUUAUUACAUUUCCAUUAUUUUACAUUUAAUCAUAUCAUUACAUUCUCAUCAUAUCUGCACUUAUUUCAACUUUUUACACACAUGAAUGUUUGAACUUGGUCUCAGUUAUGAUUAUUGAUUGUAUUUGAAUGUGCGGCUGAUGAUAGUCAGUCAAAAAAAAAAGCGCCUUUUUCAUUCCUUAAGUAGAUUUCUUAUUAUAAUAUCAUUAAUAAUUAAUCCAACCCCUUUUUAUUUAAAUAUUAGCUUCAUUCUUUAAAGGAAAACCUCAAUUUGAAGCUUUAUUUUGGUACUUUUUCUGCUCUUUUCCUGUCUUAAAGCAGCAGUAAUGUGUUAAACGUGAUAGAAAUGUCCAGUUAAGUCAAAGAAAAAAUGGUUUAUUUAAUAUGAUAUGCAAUUAAUGUGAGCAGCAGCAUGUGUAUCAAUUAAUGUGAUGAUUUAAUUCCAGUCUCUGCUGUAUUUUAAGCUUCUUUAAGCGUCUUUUUUUGCACAACGUUGACGGCUGUUAAAUCAUUUCUCUGCUGAAUGUAACUUCAGAUCAUUCCAUUAAGUUUACUUCUUUCUUUGUUAAUCAUUAAUAGCUAGUGUAUAGCUAAUAAUAAUAUUAAUGUGCUUUGUUUUAAAUUAUGUCAUUUUAAUUUAAUGAUGGGAAAAAAAACCCUGUUUGUCACCAGUUUAAAAGGAUGAGUUCAAGUCUGUUUUAAAACAUCAGUCACAUUGAAAUUAUAGAUUUGAAGCUUGUUUUUUUUCUUGCUCUUCAUAAAAAUCCACAAAAGAAACGUAUUUAAAAGUUGAUCUGAAGCUACUAUGAGUCAAAUCAAGCUGAUACCUCCCAACGUUACAGUGUUUUUAGUGCUAGAGUCCCUCUUUUUGUUACUAUACUUCCUCUAAAAAGUCUA